GACGGCGCGCUAUGUGACUGAGAGGUGGCUGCCGUGCGCUGUGGGCAGUGAUGAUGUCUGGCCCAGCUGGAGGGUCCAGUUGGAUUUACGUUCUACUGCUCGGCGCUUUCCGAGUCGGUAUCGCCGCCGAGGUGUCAAAAUGGAGUAUAUCUGUUACCGAGCUUGUUUCUAAUCAUACCUUCAGGAAGACUCUUUUCAAUGAUACUACAAUUUCCUUACACUUUUACAGUGAAAAAGAAUGUGAUUCUUCGCUGUCUUUUAAUAUCUCCUGGUACCUCAGGUAUUCACAUUGCUACAAUGAAGUGUUCAACAUGCCAGAUGAGCAGAAUAAUGUAUACUUUGAAAGUAACAGAGAAAUCAAUCCAGGAUGGUCUGGAAGCUAUGCUCAAAAUCACUUCAUUGUUGAGAACUGCACAGAGCUCUUUAAGCCACAGACCUACAACCCAUCUUUGAUCCAGGUGAAGAAAUUGGAGCCUCUGAAAGGGAAUCUAAUAAAUACACAAGAAAAUGACAAAGACAAUAGGACAGUAGCAACUGUUGCAUCUCCUGUCCUUGGACAUGAGGUUCCUGGCAUAUUUAGAAGUUGGGAAGAUGGACCAUAUUUGUUCAUAAUUAAAAUCAAAGCAUUGCAGACAAAGAAUCAAGAAAGCAAUAAAGACAUCAAAUCCACAGGAAAAGCAACUGUUCCAGUGACGAAUGAUGCCAAGGUCAAGCCAAAGGCGAAAAGGGAGGUUGAAGCAGCAAAACAGGCCGGGUUGUCACUCACAAUGGUUGUUGAAAUGAAAGGACAAAAUGAGUACAUCUCCCCAGCAGACUGGCCUCUCAUGAUGUUUUUUAUGGUGAUGUGUAUUGUCUACGUGCUGUUUGGAGCGCUGUGGCUUUUUUGGUCUGCUUGCUACUGGAGGGACCUGUUGCGCAUCCAGUUCUGGAUUGGUGCAGUCAUCUUCCUGGGAAUGUUGGAGAAGGCAGUCUUUUACGCAGAGUAUCAGAAUAUCCGCUACAAGGGCGAGUCAGUGCAAGGAGCAGUGAUUUUUGCAGAAUUACUCUCAGCGCUGAAGCGUUCCUUGGCUCGUGUUCUGGUUAUUAUAGUCAGUCUUGGCUAUGGAAUUGUGAAGCCUCGUUUGGGAGCUAUGCUGCACAGGGUCAUUGGUGUCGGCAUCCUGUAUUUAAUUUUCUCAGCAAUAGAAGGCAAUCUUCGAGUUACUGAAGCCCCACUUGUUACCUUGGCUCUUAUAGGGAACAUCAGCCUUUCAAUCAUCGACUCAUGUAUACUCUGGUGGAUUUUUAUCAGCUUGACCCAAACAAUGAAGAUGUUAAAACUGAGAAGGAAUGUUGUGAAGCUGUCCUUAUACAGACAUUUCACGAACACACUUAUCUUCGCUGUCAUAGCAUCAAUAUUUUUCAUCAUUUGGACAACAAAGAAGUUCCGGCUUGCAGACUGUCAAUCGGACUGGAGAGAACGGUGGAUAGAUGAUGCAUUCUGGCGAUUGCUCUUUUCUGUCAUCCUGUUGGUCAUCAUCAUCUUGUGGAGGCCAUCAGCAAACAACCAAAGGUUUGCCUUCACUCCUCUUGCUGAUGAUGAUUAUGAUGAAGAAGUUAAGGAGCCAAUGCUUAAUGAAGCUUUCGAGGGAAUGAAGAUGCGAGGUACAAAAGCAGAAUCCAAUGGCACUGCAAAACUAAAUAAAGUGGAUGAAGAUCUGAAGUGGGUUGAGGAGAAUGUCCCAUCUUCCAUGGCAGAUGUAGCUCUUCCUGCCCUCCUGGACUCGGAUGAGGAAAUUAUGACCACAAAAUUUGAGAUUUCGAAAAUGGAGUGAAAAUGGAAUGAAAACACUACUCUUGUAUUUGAAGCAAUAGCUGUUGAGGAGAGUACACCUUCAGUCUGCACAAAAGCACUGGAAUUGUACAGUGUCACAUAGUUUCAGUAGG
Molecule: messenger RNA, 1926 nt
Organism: Mobula hypostoma (lesser devil ray)
Lineage: Eukaryota; Metazoa; Chordata; Chondrichthyes; Myliobatiformes; Myliobatidae
Product: transmembrane protein 87A-like
Exons: 20
Coding region: 51-1814 (587 amino acids)
Biological process (GO): retrograde transport, endosome to Golgi
Cellular component (GO): Golgi cisterna membrane; Golgi apparatus
Source: RefSeq, a predicted model, not a curated record